Messenger RNA from Doryrhamphus excisus (bluestripe pipefish), 1817 nucleotides. RefSeq lists its product as uncharacterized. Gene Ontology annotation, biological process: regulation of transcription by RNA polymerase II; DNA integration. Gene Ontology annotation, molecular function: RNA polymerase II cis-regulatory region sequence-specific DNA binding; DNA-binding transcription factor activity. Lineage: Eukaryota; Metazoa; Chordata; Actinopteri; Syngnathiformes; Syngnathidae. Gene Ontology annotation, cellular component: nucleus. The record is from RefSeq and is a predicted model, not a curated record.
CUUAUUUUGAAAAAAGGUUCCGCUGUUUCUGCACACUAACUUGACUCGUGUGCUAACGCGAACAAGGCGAACAAUUCCAAAGUUCCACAGUCUAGUUUUGUCACAAAUGGGGCGUCAUAAAUGUUCUUAUGGAUGUGAAAGCCCUGACGAGAAAUAUUUCAAGUUUCCACUGUUCAACGAGAGAAGACUGAAGAAAUGGCUGGCCAACAUGAAGUGGAAGGAGUGGACGCCUUCUCGCUUCUCUGUGCUGUGCAGCAAACACUUUGAGGAGCAACACCUGGACAGAAGUGGCAAAUGUGUCCAGCUGAGAGAAGAUGCAGUUCCUACAAUCUUUCCACCCCAGGAUGAGACCAAAAAGAUGCAGGCACCAACGACUCCAAAAAGUAGGAGACGGAAGCACAUAAGCACAAAAUCCUCAAAUACGACUACGACCACGCCUGACACGGUCGAGAGCAGCGUCGCGGACGACCCCCUCAGCCACGAUGACAGCGACCCUGCCGGACACGUGGAGGACCAACCGAAGCCCAGCAGGUGGAGCAUCAUUAUGGACGAAGGCCUCAUCAAGAUCACCUCUUUCCCGCACUUUUUCCACGGGGAUUAUUGCGCCUCGCAGGAUGUCCAGUGGGCUCCUGACGCGGAUGUGAUGACUUCCACCGAGGAGACGGCCUGCCAAGACCCCGAGAAGGUGAUCCAGGUGAGCGAGGCGUGGCAGUGGCUCAGCCUGGACGUGCGCGGGCCGCUUCCGGCGACGCGCAACGGCCACACCUACGUGGUGACGCUGAGCGACUGCUACUCCAAGUGGGUGGAGGCCGCCCCCGUGCCGGCGUUCCUUCCCGCGCACGUCGCCAAGCACAUCGCGGACACCAUCAUGCACUUCGGCUUCCCGAUGUGCGUCCUCUCGCGGCUGCCUCGUGACAUCAUUCGCCAGAUCAACCAGGAGCUCACCAGUCAGCUGACAAUCUCCACGGCGAUCGUGAUCUAUCACCCACACGCCGGCGCCACUGAUGAGAACACACAGCAGAUGAUUGACAGGAUGGUCAGAGAACUCGUCCAGGAGCACGCGGCUGACUGGGACGUAUACCUACCCGCCAAGGUCUUCGCCUUGUGCUUCCAAGAACAUUCAACUACAAAGCAGCGACCCUUUGCGAUGCUCUGCUGCAGCGGCCUGGAACCCGUCCACAUACCACGCCCGCUACGCUACACCAACGUAGAGAUCCGAGAGAGCACUCUAGUGGUCAAAUAGCAUUAAAGCUCUCAUCUGAAGGAAACUGAAUCACGGUCGUCUUCCGGAGGACCUUUCAUCAUCAGUUGUCUUUGAAUUUUCCUCAAUCCUGUGGGAAAUGCUUUUUGAAAAAUGAAAAAUGAAAUUUUACUUUGCACUGCAACAAUUUUUAUUGUUUUAUUGUUGUUCACUUCUCACUGUCACGUCACCUAUUGGAUUCAAAUUGAUAUCAAAUACAGGGAGUAUGUCUAUUUCAUGUCCAGAGGUAUGAGGUUUCAAAUGUAACUUUAUAUUGACACUUUUUAGAUAUAUAUUUUGAAUUUUUAGCUGACUUGUGUCACACUAAUAAUUUUUAUUAAGCCAGAAAUUGAACUGUGUUUAUUUUGCCAAUAAACUAAAUGCUAAAUAUUUUUUUUAUUGAAAUGGAAAUGUUAAAUAUAAAUCAACCCAGCUGGAAUUGACAGUCCUUAGCUUUUACUUUUGCAAUGAUUGUGUUUGCCUCUUUUAUUCUGCCAUCUGCUGGCUGAAGUUCUAACUGCAACUUUGUCGGUGAAGAAUGAAAAAUAGAAUAAUACUGAUAGCUCUAAGAGUAAAC